AUGGAGGAAAUGAAGAAAUCCGCGUCAUCAUCAUCAUCUAGCGCUUCCGGUGAUAACACCACGACAAUUAUUGUUUUGGGAAUGGCGGGAUCUGGCAAGAGUGCUUUUGUCCAGCGUGUAGCAGCGCGAUUACGUCAACAAAAUAUUGCACCAUAUUUGGUGAAUCUGGAUCCGGCUGUUGCGACAGUUCCAUAUGCUGCAAACAUUGAUAUUCGGGAUACAGUGAAAUACAAGCAAGUGAUGGAAGAAUAUCACUUAGGUCCAAAUGGUGCCAUAUUAACUUGCCUAAAUCUUAUAUGCACUAAAUUUAAUCAGAUAGUUGAUUUCAUAAAAUCUCGAUCAGGACAAUGUCCUUAUUGCUUGUUGGAUACUCCUGGUCAGAUCGAAGCUUUCACGUGGUCGGCUUCCGGAUCGAUUAUUACCGACUCGUUAGCUUCUUCAUUUCCGACAAUGAUAGCAUUUAUCAUUGAUUCUGUACGCGUUGCAAAUUCAACAACGUUCAUGUCAAACAUGCUUUAUGCAUGCUCAAUUCUGUAUCGUACAAAGCUACCAUUCAUCGUCGUUUUCAAUAAGGCAGAUAUAAUAAAGCCAAUAUUUGCAACCAAGUGGAUGAAUGAUUUCGAAAGUUUUCAAGAAGCGUUGGAUCAAAAUUCCACUUCAUAUAUGAACGAUUUAACCAGAUCUUUAAGUCUUGUACUUGAUCAGUUCUACCAAAAUCUGGCUACUGUCUCAGUUUCUUCGUUAACUGGUGAAGGAAUUGAUGACUUUUUGAAGUUAGCGCAAAACUGUAUCAAGCAAUAUUUCGAAAUCUAUCGUCCAAUGUAUGACCAGUUAUUAAAAGAAAAGGCUGAUUCAUUAGCGAAGGAAACAGCAGAAAGUUUAGAAAAGUUGCGCACCAUGGAAAAAAAAGUCGAGUUAGCACCUGUUUUGGAAACAGCCCCAAAAAUUAAGAAAAUACAUUUAGGAGGGGUGGAUCAAGAAAAUUCAGAAGAUGCUAUGUUACCGCGAUAA
Messenger RNA from Cercopithifilaria johnstoni, 1011 nucleotides. Lineage: Eukaryota; Metazoa; Nematoda; Chromadorea; Rhabditida; Onchocercidae. The record is from the annotation of a GenBank genome assembly.